Molecule: messenger RNA, 1525 nt
Organism: Hydractinia symbiolongicarpus
Lineage: Eukaryota; Metazoa; Cnidaria; Hydrozoa; Anthoathecata; Hydractiniidae
Product: tumor susceptibility gene 101 protein-like
Exons: 10
Coding region: 161-1423 (420 amino acids)
Biological process (GO): protein modification process; protein transport; endosome to lysosome transport
Cellular component (GO): ESCRT I complex
Molecular function (GO): ubiquitin binding
Source: RefSeq, a predicted model, not a curated record
GUAUCAGUAUAUAGAUUUAUAUGCCUUGCAUUCUUUUUUUUAGGCAUUUAAAUAAUUUGAAGUUUAAAUUGUCCACUAAACCACUUACCAAAAAAGAUGAUAUCUAGCAAAUGUUAAAAAGGUUACCAAGAAAGAAGAAACUAACGGUGCAUACAAAAAGAUGAGUUGGGAAGGAUUUAUUAGUGACAAACUAAAAGCAAGACAGUAUUUACAUAAAACAGAAGCAAAAAAAGAUUUGGCCACUGUUCUAAAGAAUCAUCCAGAUCUUCAUCCAGAGGAAGAUAUUUAUGUUCAAAAUGAUGGAACAACAAAAACAUAUAUUUCCUUAAAAGGAACAAUACCAGUUAAUUAUAAAGGUGCUAUUUACAAUAUACCAAUUCAAAUAUGGGUUCUAACUGGACACCCAUUUACUGCACCACUUGUGUAUGUGAGACCAACAAGCACGAUGGUGAUCAAGCCGAGCAAGCAUGUUGAUCAAGCUGGUCGUGUGUAUAUGCCAUUUUUGACAGAGUGGAGAAGUCCUAAAUCUGACACAAUGGGAAUGAUUUCAAUGCUUCAAUUGAUAUUCAGUCAAGAAUGCCCAGUUUACGCAAAGCCACCAUCUGGUCCUACAACCAGACCACCUCCACCGCAAGUGAGACCGCAUCAACCAGGCUAUCCUGGACAUCAGCAAGGACCAGGUUAUCCUACACAGCAAGGGGGCAUGCCCAUGCCAGGAAUGCCAUCUAGUUAUGGAGGGUAUCCAGGUCAGCAAAACUAUCCAACACACCAACCGACUGCUGGAGUGGCUCCAUACCCCACGAGUCAAGCACAAUCUCCUUACCCGUCCGUAAGUGCCUACCAGCCACCACAGCGGCCUGCUCCUCCUACAAAUAAACUUCCUGAAAGGCAAGGGAGUGUCAUUGCAGAGGAGCAUCUACGAGCUUCUUUGCUGUCGACAGCAGAAGACAAACUAAAGAGACGAGUAAAGGAGGUUUUCCAAAUGGGAAAGAUCGAGUUAAAUGGCCUGCAGCAAACACAAAUUGAGUUGGAGAAAGGCAACCAAGAACUAAAUGAUAUGGUUAGAAAAAUGAACGACGAAAAAGCAAACCUGGCUUCGAAUAUUUCGUUGUUAACUCAAAAGAAUAAAGAGAUGGAAGAAGCGUUACGAAAACUGGAGAGCGAUUCCGAAAAUAUGGACAUCGAUGAAGCUGUAGUUACCACUGCACCGCUGUUCAACCAAAUUUUAAAUCUGUUUGCUGAAGAGAAUGCAGUUGAAGAUGCGAUAUAUUAUUUAAGCGAUGCUUUGCGAAGAGAAGUGAUCGAAUUGGAAGUCUUCUUAAAGACUGUGCGCACGUUAUCGAGAAAACAAUUUAUGCUUCGUGCAACACUACAGAAAGCCAGGGCUACAGCAGGUCUACCUAGCAAUGCGAUUGGCCAUUGAUAAGAGAAUAAACAAGAAACUGCAAGAGUUACGCGCAAUAGCCGAUAUUUUAUCAUACUUGUACUUAUAAAUUAAAUAACACAUGUAGAACGCAAAACAUAA